AUGGAGCCUUGUGGUUAUUUAACUGUUUCCAUUGAUCCUCUUCCUCAUGUUGUCAUCGGAGACACAGUUACACUAAAAUGCAACUUCCAAACAGACGGCAACCUCCGAGAGAUUGUGUGGUUUCGGGUGACUGAAGGAGGCAGUGCCAAACAAAAGAUCUUCACCUAUGAUGCCAUGUACAACACCAGCUAUUCCCACAUGGAGGACAACCGCAGACGAGAGGACCUGGUCUACCAAUCAACUGUGCGGCUUCCUGAGGUCCAGAUGGAGGAUGACGGCCUGUAUGAGUGUCAUGUGGGGAUCUAUGACAGGAGCUCCAGAGACAAGGUGAUUCUAGCCUCCGGCAGCAUCACCCUCACUGUUAUAGUACCUCCCAGGUCUAUCUCUGUGGUGGCCGCCAACAGCCCGGCUCCUUUCAGCCGCUACGAGGCUCAGAACUUCACUCUGGUUUGCAUUGUUGCAGGAGCAAAGCCGGCUCCCAUGGUGUACUUCAAGCGGGACGGGGAGCUUAUUGAUGUGGUGCCAACCACCCAGUUUUCCUCCUCAGUGGGAGACCAAAACAACGGCCCUGGACGAGAAAAGAGCCGAGGCAGGAGCCAGGCCGGGCUCUGGAGCUCCCAGGUUUUCACCAGUCGAGACCUCGAUGACACCAAGCUUCAGAAGUCCCUGUCCUUGCUGGAGCAGGAGGGAAAACCGGCUCGGCUGGGCCAAGACAGCCCUGAUGGCUCUGAAGAGGGCCAAGAGCAAGACUCCGAGUCAGACCCUGAGCCAACCACCGAGGUGAUCCCUGAGACGGUGGUAAGCCGGGAGUUUCCACGCUGGGUCCAGACCAGCGACCCGCUCUACUACUUCCAGCACCGACAGACGGCGGCAGGUGACGGCACCAUGGAGGUGAGAGCCAUGCUGACCUGGAGCCUCAACCCCCAGCUGGACAACGAGGCUCUGUUCAGCUGUGAGGUGAACCACCCGGCCCUGUCUAUGCCCAUGCAGGCCGAGGUCACACUGGCUGCUCCCAGAGGACCGAAGCUGUCCAUGAGCCCCAGUAAGGCCAGAGUGGGAGACACAGUGCGGAUCACUGUCCAGGGCUUCCAGCUGGGACCUUCUGCAAGCGAGGUCUUCCCGGAGCCCAUGUUCACCUGGACUAAGGUCGGGGGGCCUCUGCUGGAUGGCAGAGAGGAGCAUGAUGGGAGGGAACUUGUUUUGGAGAGAGUUCCUGCUGAGCUCAAUGGCUCCAUGUUCCGCUGCACGGCCCAGAAUCCUCUGGGCUCCACCGACACGCACACCCGCCUCAUCGUGUUUGACAACCCAAGAAUGAAGAAAGGAACAGAACGUUUUACUGCCAUCGAUGCAGCGGUCAGUCAGCGCUCCCUCACCUUAACCUCUAUGUUGCUGCUGCUGAGCUUCACCUGUGAGCUGACGUGACCCGAGGCUGUGCUGCUCCACCACACACCACCACCCACACCUACCUGAGGAACCUGCUCCUUAACGACCCCUGGCAGUAGCUAAACAUCCACCCAGCUGUUAGCAGCAGCACUCAGCCGCUGGAACACAAACGUUGCAGCGGGAUUUCAACCCUGGGAGAGAGAACUACUGAAUAAAGAUAAUAAAGAAACUGAACAAAGGGCCAGAUGCUGUACAGCACCGUCACACUGUGAGCAACUUUGCUGAUGGGUCACUCUACUCUGACUGAUUAUGAGUAUUGACUGCAUCAUACGGAGGGAAAUCUUGUCUUGUAGUGUCUGUGAUGUCACUCAGGGUCCACACUAGAUUCAGGGGGAUAUUGGAGAAUGAUAAUCCUGAUUGGCUGUAGGGUGGCCAAUUAGCAUAGCCAGCGCUCAUGCUUAGAUUUGAUCAGGUGACAGACAUGGGGCACUGCAAGAUUCAAUGUUAUGUUAUGGGCUGCUCAGAAUAAA
Messenger RNA from Thunnus maccoyii (southern bluefin tuna), 1913 nucleotides. It is a transcript of the gene igsf21b, whose product is annotated as immunoglobin superfamily, member 21b. The transcript has 10 exons. Lineage: Eukaryota; Metazoa; Chordata; Actinopteri; Scombriformes; Scombridae. Bases 1 to 1422 code for a protein of 473 amino acids. Gene Ontology annotation, biological process: heterophilic cell-cell adhesion; homophilic cell-cell adhesion. The record is from RefSeq and is a predicted model, not a curated record. Gene Ontology annotation, cellular component: adherens junction.